CAGCUUCCCACCUGACUGUCAAAGAAAUAGCCUGGUGGUACUGCGAGUUACGCUGCGCGACAGCAGCCUCAAGAACAGCGCUGAUCUCUUCUUGAUUGAUUAUUUUGGCCAUAUUUUCCGAAAAUGAGCAAGGUCGACAGGGGAGAGACCAGGGAGGCGACGGAGGCGCAGGCGAGACCACAAAGACACGAGCAGGACGGCAGAGACACACGCAGGAUUGCAAGGGCACAAGCAGGACCGCAGAGACGCAAGCCAGAGGCACGAGAAGGACCACAAAGACACAGGCAGGACAAACGAGGCGCAGGCAGGAAGACGAAGAAACACGCAACACCAGGCAGACACAAAAGAGGCAGAGAGGGUGCAGAGAGAUAAGACAGAAGCAAGAGAGAGCGAGGCGAGAGAGGGGAAAGAGACAGAAAAACAGAGAGACAGAGGGAUGGAGAGACUGGAGAGAUCGAAGAGGCCGGAGAGAUUAGGAAGAUCAAAGAGAUCAGGGAGAUCAAGGAGAUCAGAGAGAUCAGGGAGAUCAGAGAGAUCAGAGAGAUCAGGGAGAGCAGAGAGAUCAGGGAGAGCAGAUAUCAGAAGAGAGAUGGUAGAGCAAAUUACCUUGGAUAGUUAUAUUGAAGGAAGAUUCAGC
Aspergillus candidus is the source of this 637-nucleotide messenger RNA. RefSeq lists its product as uncharacterized. The transcript has a single exon. The record is from RefSeq and is a predicted model, not a curated record. Lineage: Eukaryota; Fungi; Ascomycota; Eurotiomycetes; Eurotiales; Aspergillaceae. Bases 124 to 372 code for a protein of 82 amino acids.